AUGUAUCGUACAAGUCAAGGCUCUUCUAGUAGUAGUAGGCAACGUUCUAAUACACCUCCGCGACAAUAUAUUAGACCAACCCGCCCUAUUCGCUCAUUCCUUACACGUAGACCAGUAUCUGAUGGUACAUUUGAUAGCAAUAUCAAUGUAGCCUACAGCCAAGUAAUAAGUGCUACUCCAUCUACUGGGAUGAUAAGGCGUUUACCUAAUAAUCUUUACCAAUCGAUAAGAGAACACGGGAAUGAGAACGUCUUGGUGAUGAACGACCUACCAGAACGAGAAUACAGCACAUCCGUCAUAGCAUUCACUACCACUAGUUGUAGACCCAUUUGCUCAUUUGUCUUAUUGUUGGUAGCUUUUGAUUUUGCUGCAGAUACCAUACGAUUUAUGAGACCACUAGGUGGUCAAUUUGUUACUAUCCAUGGUGAUAACUUAGACAAUUCUCCCUUGAGUAGCGACUCCAAUUCUCAUAGUUCUGGUAGUGGCUCUAGUAGCAGUAGCUCACCAAGCUCAAAUUCUGAUUCCGAGUCAGAUAGUGAUUCAGACUAUAUCUUUAGUAGUACUGAUGAAGAUAGUGAUGAAUCUGAAGAAAAUGAGUUAGAAGAUUAA
This is a messenger RNA of Zychaea mexicana, 609 nucleotides long. RefSeq lists its product as uncharacterized. Bases 1 to 609 code for a protein of 202 amino acids. The transcript has 5 exons. NCBI's taxonomy places the organism in Eukaryota, Fungi, Mucoromycota, Mucoromycetes, Mucorales, Lichtheimiaceae. The record is from RefSeq and is a predicted model, not a curated record.